Rotaria sp. Silwood1 is the source of this 519-nucleotide messenger RNA. The record is from the annotation of a GenBank genome assembly. Lineage: Eukaryota; Metazoa; Rotifera; Eurotatoria; Philodinida; Philodinidae.
AUGAGUGACGACGAUGUCAAUGAUGUGAUUAAAUGUCGUUGGGACAAAUCAGCAGGUACAAUCAAUGGACUAAGAGGCGAUGAAUGUGCUGGUGCAUGCAGUACAUAUACAUUACCAUCGACUGUUCAAUUACGAACAUUUACAAAUCGAUGUCAAUUGAACGUAACUUUACCCUCUAUAGGGCAGUAUAUAGUAGCUCUUCAAAUCGAAGAUUUUCUUUCGACUUCUUCAAUGACUGCAUUGAGUUCAGUUCCACUUCAAUUUGUAUUCUACGGAUUCAAUAGGUAUAAUACACCGACAACCUGUAUGAAACCACCAAGUAUCACGAAUAUGUCACCUUUUCCAACUGAUAAUGGUGGUAACAUCUCUGUGACAGUCAAUGGACAGUAUUCCGGUGUUAUUAUUGCACAGAUAGGUUGUAGCAACGAUACAGAAACAUAUAUCACUAAUUUUAUUACCGAGAGUCCGCUCGGUACGAAAACAUCAAAUUUUUCCUAUGAUCAAAAUAAUGCAUCAUAG